UUUCUUUUUCUUUUUUCCCAAUUAAUUCAAGAAACAGCUUUCCAAUUAAUUUGCCCUUUGUUGAAAAUUUCUAAAACCCAGUUUUAUUUUUCUUUGCCUACUCACUUAUUUCUUCAACCAUGCGGCCACUUAUCACUCUGCAAGGCAGCUUUCACCAAGAAACCUUCCAUUCUCACUCUCUUCUCUCUAAAAUUCAGUCAUUUUUCUAUAUGUACCUUGAAUGUAAUAGCUUUCGUUACAGAGUUUUGAAGAUCAUGUUUUGAAGAGGUUCGUGUGUAGAAGCAUUGUUCGUCUCUGCAGUGAUUUCUGCGGUUUGUGAAAAUAGAAUUGUCACGACGAAGUCUGUAUCUAGCUAUGGGGAUGGAGAAACAAGGUUUGAAAAGUGGAAGUGGCUUCUUCCAGAUGUUUGAUUGGAAUGCAAAAUCUCGAAAGAAACUGUUUUCGAGCAAGUCUGAUUUUCCAGAGCGAUCGAAACAGAAAAAGAUAUGUGACAGAAGUUCGCCAAUGACACAGCUUCAUGUGUUGGACGAGGAUGAAAUGAUAGCUGGCUCAAGUAUUAGAGGUAGUAGUGAUUAUAGCCGUGCUUCAUCCGUUACAGAUGAGGAUUUUUGUGGAACCAAGGUUCCCGGGGUUGUUGCAAGGCUUAUGGGAUUGGAUUCCAUGCCAACAUCCAAUUUCUCCGAGCCCUACUCUUCUCCAUUUCUCGAUUCUCAAUCUCUCCGUGAUGCUGGUUACCGUGUGAAAUAUCUUGAAUGUUCUCAAGCUAGUCAAGUCGCGCAUUCAAACAGACACAAGGAGCUGGCUUCUGUUAGGAAUUUUAUGAUGCAAAACCAGAAGCCAAUAAACAGACCAAUGGAGAAGUUUCAAACUGAAAUUUUGCCUCCUAAGUCGGCUAAAUCCAUUCCAGUCACCCAUCACAAACUUUUAUCUCCGAUCAAAAGUGCCAAUUUUAUCCCGUCUAAAGAUGCUGCUUACAUUAUGGAAGCAGCUGCAAGAAUUAUUGAGCCCGGGCCUCAAGCCAACAGAAAAGUAAAAUUGCCUUACCGGUCAUCAUCAGUUCCUUUACAAGUAAAGAAUUUGAAAGAGAAGGUUCAAUCUGCUCAGAGUUCAUCAAAGUUGUCUGAGGCUUCUCAAAAUCCAGGUGAAACUAACUUUGCCAAGUAUUUCAAGGCACAAUCUAUGGACACAACAUCAGCAGGUGUCUUUACAGAUUCUGAAGAAUGUUCGACUAGCUUUAAAAAUAAAGGAAAAUCCAUUUCACUUGCACUACAGGCAAAGGCCAAUGUUCAGAAACGAGAAGGCUUAAACUCAGGCAGCAGCAGAAGUUUGGUCCAUAAAGAACAUGGUGUUUUCAAAAUAAACCAGCCGUCCAAAAGCCAACAGAAUACACAUAAGAAACCAUCAAUACAAAGUGGUUCGAGUGUGCUCAGACAGAACAAUCAGAAACAGAACUGUGUAAAUUCUGACAGAGGAAAAUUACAUUCAAAAUCCUUUGCUUCCAACUUACAUGAUGGGAAAGCGCUCAGUGGAGAUUCCUCUUCAGUAAGGCAAAGGAACUCUAGUAAAACCUCGGGAAACUCUAAGUUCGGUACCAGGAGAUCCAGUUCAGACACAAGAGAUGAUAAAAGGGCAGUAUCAUGUUCUAGUUCAGAAAGAGUCUCUCAUAAGAAACGAUCCGUAGAUGGGAAUUAUCAAUAUGAGAAAAACCAGGCUGCCAAUAACGAACUGAUGCAUAAAAAGCAGACAUUGAUUCAGUCCAAUGCUUUAAUGGAUUGGCAAAGUACAUGGGAUCAAAAUACCAAAAUCAAUGGAACUGACGUUGUUUCUUUUACAUUCACUACUCCUAUGAAAGGAGCUUGCUGUGAGAGGAACAGAGAAACUCGGGAACAAAGUGAUGACUUUUCUGAGAAUUAUCGAACUAAACGGAUGCUGUUGAGCUCAGAUGGUAUGAGUAAGUUUUCUUUCCCUAGAAAUAAUGUGAAUGAAGGUGACACAUUGAGCACUCUCUUGGAGCAAAAGUUCAAAGAAUUGACUUGUGGAGUAGAGUUUCCCAAACACAAAGUAGCGACAAUGGGUAGUUCUGCAUCAAUCUUUCAAGAUCCAAUGCCUGGUCUGAAUACGUUAAGAACCUCAACAGUUUCAUAUGACAACAGGACCAAAGACGGGACUCACACAGAUGGUGUGCUUGGCCUAGGUGGGCCGAGAUUUUCUUUGAUGAAUGAACGUGGCGACGGGAUUGAAACCAAGAUUUUGCUGGAUUGCCGGCUCCCAAGUCCAGUUUCAGUUCUUGAUCAUCCUUCUGUCACUGAAAGUUUCGAUUCUACAGACACUGCAGAAAGUAGUACAGGAGGUAGCAAGCAGUAUUCUUCUGUUCAAGAUCAAGAAGUGCUUGGUAUGUAUUCUUUGAAGAAGUUACAAUUACUUGAAGGUGAUGCUGAGUUAUCAAACUCGGUUUAUUCGACUUCUGCUGGAACUCGAGCAAACAACCAUGUGACUACUACCUCAUUUGCCAUUGAUUCUGGGAAGUCUAAAGGAUGGGAACUAGAGUAUGUGAAGGAAAUACUAUGCAACGUAGAGUUAAUGCUAAAGGAUUACGCGUUGGGAAGGGCUUGUGAGAUCAUAAACCCUCAUCUUUUCGAUCAGUUAGAGAGUCGAAAAUGGCGUUUCAAUGGUCAGGGACUUGAAGCAAAAAUAAGCCGAAAGGCUUUGUUUGAUUGUGUGACUGAAUGUUUGGACUCGAGAUGCAGACAUUAUGUAAGUGGGGGAUGUAAAAUAUGGACAAACGGUCUCUCAGUCGUCACAAGAAUGGAUAGAUUAGCCAAAGAAGUGCAUGAUGAAAUUUCGAGUUGGAGUUGCAUGAAAGAUUCUAUGGUAGAUGAACUUGUCGAUAAGGACAUGAGUAGCAAACAGGGAAGAUGGCUCGACUUUGACAUCGAAGCAUUUGAACUGGGAAAAGUGAUCGAGGAUCGGAUUCUUACUUCAUUAUUAGAUGAAGUGGUUGACGACAUUUUGGUAUUGUAAUUGCUAUCGACAAAAAAAUUCCUUCACCAUUGCAUACCUCUAUUUAUCUUGUAAAUUCUUAUGUUCUAUUUGAUUAGGUGAAUUAUAUGGCAAUCCACAAUAUGAAGGAGAAAAAGAAUUUAAAAUC
Molecule: messenger RNA, 3148 nt
Organism: Olea europaea var. sylvestris
Lineage: Eukaryota; Viridiplantae; Streptophyta; Magnoliopsida; Lamiales; Oleaceae
Exons: 5
Coding region: 355-3021 (888 amino acids)
Source: RefSeq, a predicted model, not a curated record